GGGGUAAAAAGAGUUCAAAACAACGGAAAGCUGCCUUUCGACAAUGUUUUUUCCGGCUUGGUGAGAUACGCUCUCUCCUUCCUGUGGGAGCACCCGUGUUGGCCCUGACUGCUACAGCAACAGAAGAAGUCAGGAGGGAAACUAUUGAAGGGCUUGCUUUGAAACCUGAUGUACACCAGAUAGUUGUCAGUCCAGACCGGCCAAAUAUUUAUCUUUAUAAAGCUAAGGUAAAUAAAAAUUUGAAGUGCUUCGAAUGGCUGAUCUCUGCUCUAAAGAAGGAUAACCUGGAUACCCCAAAGACUAUUGUGUAUUGCAAGUCRCAAAAACAGUGUGGGCAGUUGUAUAGACAUUUCAAAAUUGAACUUGGACCGAAUGCCUAUUAUCCAGAUGGUUCUAAGCAAUUGUCAAAGAAUUGUUUAAUUGGAAUGUACCAUGCAAACACACUAAGCAAACACAAAGAAAGAGUUGCCGAAGCUUUUUUCGAAUCAAGUGCAAACUGCAGAGUGAUCUUUGCUACAACAGCACUUGGCAUGGGGAUCAAUGUUCAAGAUAUACAUCAAGUAAUCCAUUAUGGUCCCCCCCCCCCGUGAAAUGGAUGACUUUGUGCAAGAAAUUGGUAGAGCCGGUCGCAAUGGAAUGCCUGCCAAGUCCCUUUUGUUUUAUACUGGUAGGCAUUUGAGAAAGUGUAGUGAAUCUAUCAAAGAUUAUGUCAACAGCAAUAACAGUUGUCUAAGAGAAAUUUUGUUGAAGGAAUUUGGAGAAAGUGCUUUUGGAGAAAGAAAUCAUAAAUGUUGCACUAUUUGUCAUGUACAGUGUAAUUGUGCUCAGACAGGAUGUGCAGUUGAGCAGCUAUCUUUCUCGAGCAGCUCUCCUCAGCAAAUACCAAGAAAGAAAAGAAAGGUUACUAAAGGUCAAAAAGAAGAACUUAAAGAGUUAUUAACUGACUAUCAGAAGGACUUAGAGAUGAGUAGCCCAGGCUACUUUCUCUCCUCUCAAUCCACUACUGGUUUCUCAAAUGCCCUUAUCAAAUCUGUUUUAAAGAACCUCAAGAACAUCUUCUGUCUCAACGAUAUAAUAGAACUCACUCCAGUUUACAAGAAGUCACAUGCUGUUGACAUUUUAUUUAUGAUAAGGGAUGUCUGUGAAGACUUUGAUCUGGACAUCAACACUGUACAAAACUUAGUUGAGGAGGAGCUGAACUUGGACAUCGACUAUGAAUAUGGAGGACAUUACGAAGAUGAUGAUGAUAACAGUGGCACUGACACUGAUUCGUCAGUGGAUUCCUUGGAUUCAAACAUUUCAGGGCUAAUGGAGCUUUAGGUACAAAUAAUAACUACAUAAUAACAGUGUGAAUUCAAAAACCAUGGGCUUCUGUUUAUUCAAGAAAAUGUGUGGGGGAAAAUUUCUAGGAGCCCACAGUUUUUUGAUCCCAACCUAAUUAUUAUUAUUGUAACUAGUUAUGGCUAUAGUGCUAAUACUUAACCUAUUGAACAGUACUAAAAUUGCUGUUUAAACAAAAGAAAUUUUUUUGUAGUAGCUAUAAGUGCUGCUAAGCAAUAAGGGCAUAUAAGAACUUUAGUUCUUUGUUCUUUGGAAGGAUACAGACUUUUUUGACUCAGAAUUUUUGCAAUGAUGUAGUUCAGUGUUUAUAUAAAUAAUUAGCUAUUAUCUAGUGCUGACUUGGGUUAUAUCAUGCUAUCCUGAAAUAUGAUAUUCUAUUUAUCGGAAAAAGAAGUUUAAUUCAAAUUUGGCAUGUCUAUAUUAUUAAAAUUCCAGGGUUUCAUAAUUGAUAAAGUUUGCCCUUACACUGAAGAAGAUAUGAAUAUUUGAAACCAAGUGUUUUCAAAGAAAAAUGUAUGCAGACAGGCAUCGCAUGCCUGAUGAGCCUCAUUAUCAGGCUAAAUAUCACGAAAUGUUUAGUUUAAAAAAAAUAUGGGUAAACUAUUUAUCAAUUACAAUGUAUUUAUGCUAACAACCUUAACGUUUCACCAUACUAGAAUUUACAAUUAAUGAAAUUGAAAUAAAUCAUUCCUCAUCAUAGGAAUAAAA
Messenger RNA from Actinia tenebrosa (Australian red waratah sea anemone), 2049 nucleotides. RefSeq names its product bifunctional 3'-5' exonuclease/ATP-dependent helicase WRN. Gene Ontology annotation, molecular function: 3'-5' DNA helicase activity; four-way junction helicase activity. Gene Ontology annotation, cellular component: cytoplasm; nucleus; chromosome. Gene Ontology annotation, biological process: double-strand break repair via homologous recombination. Lineage: Eukaryota; Metazoa; Cnidaria; Anthozoa; Actiniaria; Actiniidae. The record is from RefSeq and is a predicted model, not a curated record.